Messenger RNA from Molossus molossus (Pallas's mastiff bat), 3000 nucleotides. It is a transcript of the gene ZFR2, whose product is annotated as zinc finger RNA binding protein 2. The transcript is spliced from 19 exons. NCBI's taxonomy places the organism in Eukaryota, Metazoa, Chordata, Mammalia, Chiroptera, Molossidae. The coding region runs from base 1 to 3000 and encodes 999 amino acids. Gene Ontology annotation, molecular function: single-stranded RNA binding; zinc ion binding; double-stranded RNA binding. The record is from RefSeq and is a predicted model, not a curated record. Gene Ontology annotation, cellular component: precatalytic spliceosome.
AUGAAUGAGGUGGUCCGGGCUUUUUGUGUUUGUUGUGGUUCUAGCACUCGGCCUUCUAUGGCGUGUCCCCCCCCUGCUGCUGGAGCCAGCUUUGCUGUCCAGCCUGUGCCUGGAACUGGCCCCGCCGUGACCCUGCCAUUUCCCUCCACGGCCACCCAGCCACCCAGGCCCGGAGGCCCAGCAGGGUAUGACGGGCACCAGCCCCACUCCAACCAGGACUGCGAUUGUGACAGUGGACCCCCGGAGCCCGCCCCCACACCCACCACUGCUCCCUCCUACCAGGACAGUUAUGGCUAUGGACCUUUGACGGCCACCAACAGCUAUGAGAACGAGCAGUAUCACCCACCUGCUGUGGGCCAGCCUCAGCUCCCUGCCAUGGCCACGCUCUGCCAGCCAGGAACCAAAGGAGCUAACUGUCAGCCUAGUGGUGGGUACAGCCAAGUGCAGCCCCCACAACAGGUGCCCACUACUAGGGAGGCACAGCCGGCUAGCAUCCCAACCUCCAGUUACACCUACCCCCCAGCAUCCCGCAUCCAGCCCGGGGUCUUCAUGUCCACUCUGCCUUCCUACACUUCAUCCUCAGCUUCCUACAGCUUCACCUCCACCCUGUACACAGGACCAAGCUACCCGAGCUGCGACACGUCAGUGUACUCAGCAGCCAGUCCUUACUAUCCUCCACUGCUCCCCGAACAGAUGCAGCCUCCACCCCCGCCACCUCCACUCCCACAGCCUGAGGACUUGUGCCCGUGGGGAGGCUCAGGGAACAGUCCCAGUGCCGGUUCUGCCAGCAACUUCCCCAAGAAGCCACCAGUCCCCACCAGGCUGCUGAAACCCAAGGGUGGGCCCAGGCAGCCCCCACUUCACUACUGUGACAUCUGCAAGAUCAGCUGUGCUGGUGCCCAGCAGACCUACCGUGAGCAUCUGGAAGGGCAGAAGCACAGAAAGAAGAAGGCAGCUGAGAAGAUGGGCGUCCAGCCCAAAGGCAGCCCGUGUGGGGUGCAGGCGCAGCUGCACUGCAAACUUUGUGCCGUGUCCUGCACUGGGGCAGAAGCCUAUGCCGCCCACGUGCGGGGGGCCAGGCACCAGAAGGUCUUCAAGCUGCAUACCAAAUUGGGGAAGCCCAUCCCCAACAUAGAACCCGUGCCAGGGAACUCCGGCUCAGCCCAGACCGCCUGCACCAGCAAGCUGGGCCCCCUCACCACUGAGAGCCCCCCUGUGGCCUCUGCCAAGCCUGUGGACCCCGCUGGCUCCAGCAUACGCACCCUUAGCAGGCCAGAGCUGGCCUCGAAGGCCACAUGCGUGGGGCCUCCUGAGCUGCAGGCAGUGGGCUGCAGACCCCCAGAGGAGACACUGGCACACCCGAAAUCAGAGCGGUCGGGGCAACUGCCCGUCCAAGGAGGCUCUGUGGAAGCUUCUGGAAGCUGCUGUGACUCAGAGCCGGUGGGCCCAGGCUACGUGCAAGAGGUGUGCAACAGCGAGGGCAAAGUGAUCCGAUUCCACUGCAAGCUGUGCGAGUGCAGCUUCAACGACGCUAACGCCAGGGACAUGCACGUGCGGGGGCGGCGGCACCGGCUGCAGUACAAGAAGAAAGUCGAUCCUGACCUUCCGAUCUCCAUCAAGCUCAGCAACAGAGCCUGGAAGCUCCUGGAGGAGAGGAAGAGGAAGCAGAAGCAGCUGGCCAGGAAACAGCUGGAGGAGCUAAGGCGCCGGCAUGCGGAGAUGAGGCAUUACGACCUGUGCAGGAGGAGGAUGGAAAAGCCGCAGGCCCAGGAUGAACACCCGGGACACUCACCUCCCGACCAGGCCCCUCCUCCCCUCAUGAGCAGCCCGGGGGUGCCCACCACCUCGGCUCUGCCCACACAGCGACGGGAGUCCAGUGAUGACCGCCACGUCUUGUGCAAGCAUGCCACCAUCUACCCCACGGAGGAGGAGCUCCUGGCUGUGCAGAAGGCUGUGUCCCACUCGGAACGCGCCCUGAAGCUGGUGUCCGACAGACUGGCGGAAGAGAAGUCCAGGGGCUCGGAGCAGGAGGGCGGUGAGCAUAGUGGUGUCAGCCCCUCUGCUCGGAUCCUGAAAGGGGUGAUGAGGGUCGGCCUCCUGGCAAAAGGCCUCCUCCUUCGGGGAGACAGGACCGUGCAGCUGAUCCUGCUCUGCUCCCAGAAGCCCACCCACACCCUGUUGCAGAUGGUCACCAAGCAGCUGCCCCAGCAGCUCCUGAUGGUGACGAAGGACAAGUAUGAGGUCUCCUCUGACCCUGAAGCCAACAUCAUCAUCUCAUCCUUUGAGGAGCCCAGAAUACGGGUCACUGUGUCUGUCACCUCGCCCCUAAUGCGAGAGGACCCCUCCAUGGACAGAGGUGCAGCCAGGCCCUUCUGUCCAGCCCCCCUCCCCACACACCCAGGUGGAGUGGAAGUGCCUUUGCCUGACCCAGGGGACGUCUUGAGCCUAGAAAAGUGUCUCCAGUCACUGGCUGCCCUCCGCCAUGCCAAGUGGUUCCAGGCACGAGCCAGCGGCCUACAGCCCUGUGUAAUUGUCAUCAGGGUUUUUCGGGACCUCUGCCAACGUGUGCCCACCUGGGGGGCCCUGCCAGACUGGGCCAUGGAGCUGCUGGUGGAGAAGGCUCUGAGCAGCGCCAAGGGGCCCCUGAGCCCUGGGGACGCUGUGCGACGGGUCCUGGAGUGUGUGGCCUCGGGAACACUCCUGACAGAUGGGCCUGGGCUCCAGGAUCCCUGUGAGAGAAACCAGAUGGACGUGCUCGAGCCCAUGACCCUGCAGGAGCGGGAAGACAUCACAGCCAGUGCCCAGCACGCCCUGCGCACGUUGGCGUUUAAGCAGAUCCACAAGGUCCUGGGCAUGGACCCCCUGCCGCCGCCCAGGAGCAGGCCCGGGUUGCGCUUCCGGAAGAGGCCUCAGGAGGCCGAGGCUGAGGAGGGCCGGCGGAAGCAGGCCAGCCUGGUGGAGAGGGCCUCGCCUGCCCUCCAGGACCUGACGGGCCACUGA